GCCUACCUUCACAGGCUGUAUAUCCCGACGUGCCUUGCUCUCUUGUACACGUCCGUGGGAGCCGGCGGCGGCGGCACUCCAGCCGCUCGCGCUCUAUGGUGAUACCGGAGGUGUCAUGGCGGCCGUUGAGGUGGCAGCUGAACCUGGAGCCCCCACGGCCGACUGAGGAGCCUGGGCGGACCGCGGGGCUCUAUGGCAGGGCUCCGUCUCUAGGCCGCGCAGCCAGAGGACGAACCGGCUAGGGUGGAAAGGGGGCGCUCGGGGCAUCUGGCGGCGGCGGCGGCUGUGCUGCUUCCUUUCCACCCUUCCUGGGGCAGGUGGGCCCCGCUGAGCCCGGGUCGCACCAAUAAGGAGGAUGGCGUCGUGGCUGGGGGGCCUGGGCGCUGGGCUGGGCCAGUCCCUGGUGGGCCAGGUGGGAGGCAGCCUGUCGACCCUCACCGGGCAGAUCUCCAGCUUCACCAAGGAUAUGCUGUUGGAGGGCACGGAGGAGGCAGGAGGUGCUGCAACAGAUUUCUCAGUAUCUAACUCUAAUCUGAGAGACGUAGAAAAUAUUCAUGCAACACUGAGAUCAGAGAAUGAGAGGCUGAGGAAAGUUUGUAAUGAUUUGGAAGAAAAGCAUGAAGCAGCAGAGCUUCAAAUAAAGCAACAGUCUGCAGAAUAUCGGAAUCAGCUGCAGCAGAAAGAGGUGGAGAUCAGCCAUCUUAAAGCUAGACAGAAUGCACUGCAGGAGCAGCUGCAGAAGGUGCAGUCAGCUGCUCAGUCAGCACAGUUAGGAGCUGCUGUCUUGCCAUCAACCACUACAUCAGCUUCCUUUGUCCCUGUGGUCAGACAUGGUUCUUCCAAUUUUCAAGGAGAUGAUAUGGACUUUGGAGAUAUAAUCUGGUCCCAGCAAGAAAUAAACAGAUUGUCCAAUGAAGUUUCUAGGCUUGAAUCUGAAGUUGACCACUGGAAGAAGAGUGCACAGUUUUCCAAACCACAAGGAGCCAGUAAUACAGAUCAGAAUGAAAUCUACACGUUGCAAAAUAUUAUAAGGGAGCUAAAGCAGAACUUAAGUCAAGAAAUAGACGAGCAUCAGCAUGAGCUUUCAGUACUACAGGAUGCACAUCAACGGAAAUUAGCAGAGAUUAGCCGGCGACAUAGAGAAGAACUGAGUGAAUAUGAGGAACGAAUAGAAGAACUUGAAGAUCAGUUACAAAAAGUUGGUGGUGCAGGUGCUAAUAUUUCUUCCAAAGAUAGUUUACAAAGCCAUACAUCUGACUCCACAGCACCAUCCUUGAAGGAACUGGAAGAUAAAGUGAGAAGUUUAAAUCAGAAAUUGUCUUCAGCAGAAGAAGAGAGAAAUACUAUUUCGAAAGAACUUGAAUUGGUAAAAACAGAAAAAAGUCAAGUGAUGCAGGAAUAUGAACGGCUGAAGUCUGAAUUCAGUAUACUCCAAUCUUCUCUUCCUGAAGAACAGGCUGACUUGAAAACACAGGUGGAAGUCCCCAAAGAUGCUGCAGAAUCACAGCAGGCAGAAGUCCUCCGGCUACAGCAAGCUCUGCUUGAUGCAGAAAAUGAAAUUAAAAGGCUUAAAACAUCAGAUCAGGAAAGAUUCCAGAAAGAAACAGCAAGGUUACAACCACAGUGUGACAAUUCUACUCAUAUAUCCACUGAAGGACAGAACAUGGAAGUAAAUCAGUUGAGACAAAACUUGGAAAAGAAACAACAGGAAUUUAAUGAAAGUGUUGCUGAAAAAGACAUGCUAAUAAUAGAACUGGAAGAACUAGACAAGCAGAAUCAAGAAGCUACACAGCACAUGAUUAUUCUAAAAGAACAGCUAGCAAAGCAGAAUGUGGAAGCUGCUAAUGCUAUCAACCAACUAAAACUUGACAGAGAUUCUGAAAAAAGAAAAACAUCGGAGCUUGAGACUGUGAAGCUAGAAAUGAGCAAGGAGUUAGAAGUCCAACGAGAGAAACUAAACCAGUGUACAUUUGCACUUAAUGAUUUGCACAUGACUAAGCAACACCUAGAGAAUAAAAUAAAAGAGUUAAAAGAACAGCUAAAAACAUCCCAGGAUUGUAACUCUAAAAAUAAAUGGGAAUUAGUAGAAUUAAAGAAACAGCUAAUGGAGAGAGAAGAAGAAUUUUCUGCACUCCAAAAUGAAUUAACUAAGAUAAAUCAAGAAUCUAACAGUAGCCAUCAAAAUGUUUCAUCCAAGGAAAGAGAAGUGGAAAUGUUAAGGCUGAAUGAGCAGAUUUCAGAAAAUAAACUUAAAAAUACAGACUUGGAAAAAUCUAUUUUGGAUCUUCAACUACAAAAAGAAAAACUUCAUAUAGCAUGUGAAGAACUUAAACAGCAAUUGCAAGAAGCUAACAGUGAGAAGAAUAAGAUAGCUUUUGAAAAAGAUACCAUGCUGGAAGCUUUGAAAACCGAAAAAGUAUGGUUGGAAAGUGAACUAAGCCAGACUGAAAGCCGAUUAUUGGAACAGGCUCAUAAAUAUGAGCAAACGAUUGAAGAACUGUCAAAUGCACGCAACAUGAAUACCACUGCAUUGCAGUUUGAACAUGAACGCUUAGUUAAACUCAGUCAAGAAAGAGACUUUGAGAUAGCAGAACUUAAGAGGACCAUUGAACAGAUGGAAACUGACCACGAGGAAACUAAAGAGAUGUUGACUACUAGCUUAGCAGGGCAAAAACAGCUGACGGAACUCAUAAAAGAAAAAGAAGUGUUUGUUGAAAAAUUUAAAACUAGGAUUUCUGAACUCGAGCAGCAACAUGAAAGUUACAUGAAAGAUUUCAAAAAGACUGAAUUCUUAAAACAAAAUUUAGAAGAAAAAGAGAGAAGCCUUUCAGCUAUGAAAGAAGAAAAUAAUCACUUGAAAGAAGAAAUUGAACGUCUGAAAGACCAGCAGAGCCGAUCGCCUCCUUUAGCUGAGCCCAAAACUCUAGAUAUCAUCACUGAACUGGAAGCAGAAAUAACACAGUUAACUGUACUUAAAAAUAAUCUUGAAGAAGAGGUGAAACAUAACAAAGGGACACUUGAGGAUCAGAGUAAGAAAACAGCCCAACUUCAGCAAUCCCUGCAGGAGUACAAAAAGGAGAUAGAGGAGUCCAAAUUUCAGCAUGAACAAACGAACACCACAUACAAACAGGUGUGCUUAGAGAAGGAUGAGGAAAUUAAAAAUUUGCAGAGAACAAUAGAACAAAUUAAAACCCAGUUGCACAAUCAGAGGCAAGUCAUUCAGCCAGACCCCUCUGAUCUCUUCCAAGAAACCAAAGUCCAGACACUUAAUGGUGAAAAUGGAAAUGAGAAACACGACUUAUCUAAAGUUGAAAUUGAAAGGCUGGUAAAGGGCAUAAAGGAGAGGGAAAUGGAGAUCAAACUUCUGAAUGAAAAGAACAUCUCACUAAGUAGACAAAUUGAUCAGUUAUCCAAAUAUGAUGUUGGCAAACUCACCCAGAUCAUCCAGGAGAAGAACUUAGAGAUACAAGCCCUCCAUGCAAGUGUUUCCUCUCCACCUUAUAGGCAGGAUGUCCUUUACCUUCAGCAGCAAUUACAAGCCUAUGCCAUGGAACGAGAGCAAGUGCUGGCAGUUCUUAGUGAAAAGACUAGGGAGAAUAGUCAAUUAAAAACAGACUAUCACAAGAUGAUGGAUAUUGUAGCUGCUAAAGAAGCAGCUCUGAAGAAGCUGCAGGAAGAAAAUCAAAAGCUAGCCAAUGAAUUUGAGAAUAGUAGUCAGGACAUGUCCAGAGAAACUAUCAAGAACUUGUCGCGUAUCAUUCGAGAGAAAGAUAUUGAGAUUGAUGCAUUAAGUCAAAAGUGCCAGACUUUAUUGACAGUCCUCCAGACAACCAACAUGGAUUCAGGGAGCGAAUUAGGAGGAAUUAACAGCAACCAGUUUGAGGAACUCUUACAGGAACGUGAUAAGCUGAAACAGCAGGUGAAGAAGAUGGAAGAGUGGAAGCAGCAAGUAAUGACUACUGUUCAGAAUAUGCAACGUGAGUCUGCUCAUCUCCAAGAGGAGCUGCAAAGGCUUCAGGCACAGAUUUUGGCCGAUAGUGAGAACAAUUCUCAAUUGCAGAUUGAGUAUAAUGGUUUGAUCCAGGGCUAUGAACAAAAUGAGAAAAAGCUGAAAACGUUUAGUCACGAAUUAGCACAGGUUCAGCACAGCAUAGGGGAACUCAACAAUACCAAGGAUUUUAUUCUGGGCAAGCUUGAUGUGGUGACACCAUCUCUGCCAGUAAGCUCGUCCACUAAUGGACAGCCAGUAGACAUUCCAAGUAAUGCUGUUCCUCAGAUGCUUACCAGUGAGUCCAAACCAGUAAAUGAAGAAUUGGAACACAUAAAGAAGACCUUGCAGGAAAAAGAUGCAAUUAUCCGAACUCUGCAGGAAAAUAAUCAGAGACUGUCUGAUUCCAUGGCUACAUCAUCAGAGAUGGAAAGGAAGGGCCAAGGGGAGUCUGAUCUGGAGAUGAAGCACUUAAGGGAGAAGUGUGAUGUCUUGCAGAAGUCACUCAGGGAAAAAGACUUGUUAAUAAAAUCGAAGAGUGAUCAGUUAGUUUCUCUAAGUGAAAAUCUUACUAAUAAAGAGAAUGAGAAUGAGCUGCUGAAGCAAGGUGUAACUAACCUAAAGGAGAGAACUUUGAUCUUAGAAAUGGACAUUCGUAAGUUGAAAGAAGAAAAUGACAGAGUAAUAGCAAAAUGCCAGGAGAAAGAAACAGAGUUCCGAGCACUACAAGAGACUAACAUGCAGUUUUCAAUGAUGCUGAGGGAGAAGGAAUUUGAAUCUAAUUCAAUGAAGGAGAAGGCUCUUACUUUUGAAAAACUAUUGAAAGAGAGAGAGCAGGGAAAGGCAGGGGAGCUGAACCAGCUGUUAAAUGAAGCCAAGUCAAUGCAAGAAAAAGCUGUUACUUUUCAACAAGAAAGGGAUCGGGUCAUGUUUGCGCUGAAACAGAAACAAAUGGAGACAAGUGCCCUACAGAAUGAGGUGCAGCAUUUGCGUGAAAAGGAGCAGCGUCUAAACCAAGAAUUGGAGAGACUACGCAAUCACCUUUUAGAAAGGGAAGACACUUCCACGCGUGAAGCUUUAGCAGCUGAGGACCGAGAAUCUAAGCUCAAAAAGAAAGUCCAGAUUUUGGAGGAGAAGCUUCUGUCUUCAUCAACUGCAGUGGAAAAUGCCAGCCAUCAGGCUAGUAUGCAGGUGGAAUCGUUGCAAGAACAGUUGAACCUUGUUACCAGGCACAGAGAUGAAACAAUUCUUCAACUUACAAUUUCACAAGACCAAGUGAAACAGUAUGCUGUGUCCCUGGCCAACCUGCAGAUGGUGCUAGAGCAGUUUCAACAGGAGGAGAAAGCCAUGUAUUCAGCUGAGCUACAGAAACACCAAAGGCAGACUGCAGAAUGGAAGAAGAAAACAGAGCAGCUAGAAGGUCAAGUGAUUUCUCUGCAGGAAAGCUUAGAGGAAGCAAAUGAAGCCCUAGAUUCUGCAUCAAGAUUAACAGAACAGCUGGAUCUCAAAGAGGAGCAAAUUGAGGACCUUAAGAGACAAGGUGAAAUCAAACAGGAAAUGUUAGAAGAUGCACAGAACAAGUUAAUGAACCUUAUUAACAGUACAGAAGGAAAAGUAGACAAGGUAUUGAUGAGAAAUCUCUUCAUUGGGCAUUUCCAUACUCCAAAGAAUAAGCGCCAUGAAGUGCUAAGGCUAAUGGGAAGUAUUUUGGGAAUAAACAAGGAUGAACUAGAACAGUUAUUGUCAGAAGAUCAAAAAGGUGUUACCCGAUGGGUGACUGGAUGGUUUGGUGGAGGAAGCCCUGGAUCAAAGAGUGUCCCAAACACGCCUCUGAGACCAACACAUCAAUCAAUUUUCAACAGUUCUUUUUCAGAAUUAUUUGUGAAGUUCCUUGAAACAGAAUCGCGUCCAACUCUUCCCCUACCAAAACUCUCGGUUCAUGAUAUGAAACCUUUAGGAGCAACAGGAAUUGGCAAACCCAACCUUAGUCCUUCCAUGAACGUCACAGAUCCAACAGGCUUGGGAACCAGUAGAAGACCAGAUGCAAAUCCCUUCCUUGCACCUCGAUCAGCAGCAGUCCCUCUCAUCACCCCAACUAGUCUUGGAACCGGCGGAUCUGGACACCUUCUGAUGAAACCCAUUUCAGAUGCCUUGCCCACAUUCACACCAUUGCCAGUAGCACCUGAUGCUAGUGCUGGUGCAGUACUAAAAGACCUAUUAAAGCAAUAGACAAUUUUGAGUCGAUGAUGCUGAUGGCAGCACUUUAAGAAAAGAAAAAUGAACACUGCAUUUAUAUAAUACACCGCUAAGAGGCCUUUUGUAAAAUGUUGUGCAUUUUCUUGUCAUUUACUCUUAAGCUUGUCUCUCUCCUUCUUUACAACUUCCAUUUUCAGCUAAUCUAGUACUACUGGGGUAUUGUAGACAUCACAGGAAAAAUAGCCCUCCUUAUUAUACUUUGAUUUAACUUUAACGGGAAAAGCUGACCUCUAUGUAAAACAAACAAAAAUCACACUAGAGCUUUAACAGAUCUACUAAAGGUGUUCCAGCCCUGAAGCAUCCAUAUGCACACAUGUGUAAUGAUUUGAUCACACUUGCAGUUGCUUUCUUCAGCAAAAGACAUCUGAUGAACUGCUACUCAAAAUAUCAUUAGAGUUUUAUUUUAUGAUAUCUUUAUAUGAAAAUGACAAGGGCUUUGGAGUGAAUGGCGUUCGCUGACCAAAUCUAUUUUCUAGGUAUGCUGGUGGCAUCAAGAUCAUAGUGAUGUUGCCUCUGGGUGAUCAAGAAUUAUUCUGCAUCAGCCAAAGCCAACAUACUUAAAUGGAAGGAUGCACUGAGAAAUGCAUGCGCACAUGGAUCCCUUUGAUACCAUGUUAUACAUUUUGUCUGCAGAAGAAGAUGCUUUUGUUGGAGUCCCAUGAGAAAAGUUAGCUGCAUUUUUUUUUUCUUUUGAGGGCAAGAAUAUAAAUAACCACAGCUUUCUGGCGUGACAUUUGGACUUUUUCAGCUCCAGUGUUACUUGGGACAAUAAAAAUUCAAAACCUACUAGCACUAAGUUGCUCAAGGACAUUUUUCAGUUUUCUGCGUAGCUGCAUUUAGUGAUUGACCACUACUAGGAAAUCAGAUUUCCUGUAUGUAUAUUCACAGUGUUAAGUAUGAAGUAUGCAUUACUAGAAUAGUUCAAGAUGUAUAUUUAAGAGGUACUUGCUGAAUUAGAUUUAAAUGGAAAUUUCAAUAUGAGCAUUUUGUAUAGAACCUAAAAAGAAGAUGCUUAUUCCAAAUAUGUAAAUAGGUCUACAUAAGAACAAGUAGAAUUCUGUAAAUUUUGCUGCACAGACGUGUACAAUUUUAUACCAAGUGUCUCAAAGUAUUGCCACAAACAGAAAGGUCAUACUUGUCACCCUGAAAAAAAUACUUCAACACACAGCAUCUCUUUAAAGUGGCCUUCCCCCACCCCCACCGCCCUUAACAGUCUGAAGUUUUAUGCCAUGUAAUUAAUAUUAAAUGGUAAUAUUGCGCUAGUUCUAUAUUAGAACUUGCAGCCUUUUCUCCUAUGUAUCUUAGUAAUGUUCCUGCAAUUUGAAUUGCAUUAUAUUUAAAUAUAAAAUAAAUCAUGAAAAGGUAGUUGCCUAGAAGCUGCCAAAUGAAUGAA
This is a messenger RNA of Hemicordylus capensis (graceful crag lizard), 7637 nucleotides long. It is a transcript of the gene TRIP11, whose product is annotated as thyroid hormone receptor interactor 11. The record is from RefSeq and is a predicted model, not a curated record. Gene Ontology annotation, biological process: Golgi organization; endoplasmic reticulum to Golgi vesicle-mediated transport. The transcript is spliced from 20 exons. The coding region runs from base 356 to 6217 and encodes 1953 amino acids. Gene Ontology annotation, cellular component: Golgi apparatus. Gene Ontology annotation, molecular function: small GTPase binding. NCBI's taxonomy places the organism in Eukaryota, Metazoa, Chordata, Lepidosauria, Squamata, Cordylidae.